CCUAUUGAUUUCUCCGGUAGGUAGAGUUAGUGGUGGUUCAGGAACGCUGACGGUGCCUUUUUUUAUUUAUUUAUUAACUGCGACCUGCUGCUUUUUUUCUUUCUCCUGCCUCUUCCCCUCCUCUUGUUUCCCCCUCCGCCUGACUUGUCAUCCGUGUUUUCUUUUUUUCUUGUCGCAUCUUUUACCCCGCCAUGGCAACCCCGCAGGAACUCGUUCCCCAGACGGAAUCUAUCGCUGAGGUCUACGCAACCGACGACGCUUCUGUCACCUCGAUUGCCCCUCAGCACCAGGCCCGGUUCAAUAAUUUGGUCUCCCAAUUUACCAAGUCAUACAACCAUCGCCCGGAUUUCGUGGCCCGCAGUCCCGGCCGCGUCAACAUUAUCGGCGAGCAUAUCGACUACAACCUGUAUGAUGUCCUUCCCACUGCUGUGAGUGUGGACGUGAUCAUCGCUGUAAAAGUUGUCCCCUCGGCAGGCUCUGAAUCCGUUGUCACGAUCUCCAAUGUUAACCCCGAGAAAUUCCCCACCCGUGAGUUCACUGUGCCUCGUGACACGGACAUUGAGAUCGACCCUAAGAAACAUGAAUGGGUCAACUACUUUAAAGCUGGGCUUCUGGGCGCCCUGAAGUUCUUGCGCAAGCACAAUGCAGAUGGUUCCUUCGUACCCGCUAGUAUGGAAGUCCUCCUAGAUGGUAACGUUCCCCCGGGUGGUGGUAUCUCUAGCAGUGCCGCUUUCGUGUGCGCCAGUGCCUUGGCAGUCAUGAAGGCCAAUAAUCACGAUGUCUCGAAGCAGGAUCUACUUGAUCUGGCAGUGGUGUCUGAGCGCGCAGUUGGCGUCUACUCGGGAGGAAUGGACCAGGCUGCUUCCAUCUUCUCUCGUCGAGGAUAUCUGCUGUAUACCCAAUUCUACCCUAACUUCUCGGUUCAGCAUGUUCCUAUCCCCAAGGCAGAGGAGGAGAUCACCUUCCUCAUGGCACAGAGCUUUGUCACCUCCAACAAGGCCGAGACCGCGCCCCGUCAUUACAACCUCCGCGUCGCCGAGUGCACGCUCGCCGCCGUGGUCCUGGCUGCCAGACAUGGAUUGACCCUUCCUAAGGACAAUAGCUCCCUUGGAUUUAGUCUUCGUAACUUUCACAAUGCACUGAUGAGCAAAGAGGGCCGCCUAGGGGAUCCCCUGGAGUACCAAAUUGACUCGGUGAUCCAGAGUACCAUGGAGCAUUUGACGCAAGAGCAAGGAUACACUCGCGAGGAGAUCGCCAAGCUCCUUGGUAUCACAGUUCCUGAGCUCGAAGCUACGUAUCUCUCUUCGUUCCCCGUUCAAGCAGAACGCUUCCUCCUCCGGCAGCGUGCCCUGCAUUGCUUCACCGAGGCUCGUAGGGUGCUGGACUUCAAGGCGUGCCUCGCUAAGGCGACAACCCUCGACGAGAAACGUAUCCAGUACCUGGGUCAGCUUCUGAACGAAUCCCAGGCCUCGUGCCGCAACCUCUAUGAGUGCAGCGCUCCGGAAGUGGACGAGAUCUGCGACAUCGCACGCCGGGCGGGUACAUUGGGUAGCCGGCUGACUGGCGCUGGAUGGGGUGGUUGCACUGUUCACAUGCUUCCCCAAUCCAAGGUUGAGGUUGUUACCAAGGCCUUGAAGGAGGAGUACUACCUUAAGAGGUUCCCGGACAUUAGUGAGGAGAAACUGACCGAAGCGAUGGUAAUCAGUAAGCCAUCUAACGGCUCGUUCAUGGUUACGGGCGCAGCCAUUGCCCAGGUUGAGGUCUAAGGUGGGUUGUCUUGAAUGUAAUGUUUCAUAUAGUCGGUAUGAUGGCCUUGAAUCUAGCGUUGGUUUAUUCCCCUUGCAGACGGCAAGCACAGACGCGAAGUUCUGUGUUCAUUGGGAAUCAAGCACUUGUGUAUAUCGUGUCAAAUUAUCUGUACAAAUGGGAUCAUCUUCAGUGACCACGAAAUGCACGAAUGUCCUCUUCAAGUGCCCAUCUCUUAUGAUUAGAAGCAUGAAGAUAGCAAUUUCAAUCGCUGAACUCUUCGGCAGGAGAAGGCUUGGGGCACCACGCUCAGCUCCUUCAAGAUAUGCGACAUCCCGGACGCAUUUCUGAAU
Molecule: messenger RNA, 2099 nt
Organism: Aspergillus sclerotioniger CBS 115572
Lineage: Eukaryota; Fungi; Ascomycota; Eurotiomycetes; Eurotiales; Aspergillaceae
Product: galactokinase galE
Exons: 3
Coding region: 192-1766 (524 amino acids)
Biological process (GO): galactose metabolic process; carbohydrate phosphorylation
Cellular component (GO): cytosol; cytoplasm
Molecular function (GO): galactokinase activity; ATP binding
Source: RefSeq, a predicted model, not a curated record